Anopheles nili is the source of this 1119-nucleotide messenger RNA. RefSeq lists its product as uncharacterized. Lineage: Eukaryota; Metazoa; Arthropoda; Insecta; Diptera; Culicidae. Gene Ontology annotation, biological process: sensory perception of taste. The record is from RefSeq and is a predicted model, not a curated record. Gene Ontology annotation, cellular component: membrane.
AUGAAUAUUUUCUUCUUCUAUUAUUUGAUUGGAGUGAUAAAUUUUCACUACGAUGCAUCAAGAGAAUCUGUCAGCGCUAGCAAAACGAUCAGAGUGCUCAAACUUGUACUUCAUUUAGUUAUACCAAAUGCAGUACUUCUAUUGAUUGCGAAUAUUGGAUAUUCGGGCAUAAUGCUUACCGUGCCCUCCGUGCACAUGCUGGUGUUUUUGGUUCGCAUCAUUUCUACGGUUCUGACGAUGAAUGUAAAUUUGCUUUUAAACUAUUACUAUUCUAGUACGGAUCAAAUAGCAUUAAUGAACGAUUGCUUAGGAUCUUUGCGCAGCAGAAACUUCAUUGGUGACCGAUAUUUGUUCUUUGAAUCUCGGGUGGUGCUUGGUAUUUUUUUGAUUCAUUACAUUAACUACGAGAUAAAUCAAUAUACGUAUGUAAUAUUGUACGAUGAGGGAUGGAUCGAACUCAUGUUUUACAUCCUAUUCUAUUUUAUCGAAAUGGUAACCGUAAUGUCUGCUCUAUACUAUGGGACAGUUUUGAAUUUGCUUUGUCGUAUGGUGCAGCUCGAGUGUUCCCAAUUAACAAGCAUGAUCAAGCGCCAUUCCAAAUAUGAUCUGAGGUUUCCCGGUGAUUCGUAUUGGUGGCGUACGAUCGAACUUUUUUACGGUCGUGCACUGAUAUUGAAUCAGCGCAAGCGGUCUUACUGUAGCGCCUUUGGGUUACAGCUGAUCACGAUUGCGUUGAAUACGUUCAUUUGUUCGUUUUCAAUUUUUUACGUUAACCUGAACAUCAUCUUAGUUACGCCACAUAACAGCUGGUUGGAAAAGUACAAGCGAGUGACGGAGUGUAUGGGAUUUUUCUCGCAGUUGGGAGCCUUGUUAUUAAUAUGCCUUUAUGCUACCAGAUUCGAGCGUAAGGUAAAAUACUCUAUUAUACAAUUAGAAGUAAUGCACAGAUACGCAUUGAUGCAUUCAAUUAUCGACUGCUAUUUUUAAGAUCAAACGCAAAUUGCACCGUUACAACUUUUCAAUUUUGAUAUGCGAUAUUUUUUUGGAAUUGUAACAGCUAUUGUAACGUAUUUGGUGGUGCUGCUACAAUUCCGAGCGAUGGAACCAGAACAAAAUUAA